AUGCUAUUAGUCAGGCAGUUAAGAACUGCAGGGAGAGUUGCCUUAGUAAAUAGCAGGUUGAGAUAUACCAGCACGCUUCAGUCUCAGAAAGAAUUCCCUCAGUUGUCUCCUUCAACAGUACAGACAGGUUCCUUCCAUCCAAUCGCACCAGAAGACAGCCACUUGCGUAGAGAAGAUGUCGAUGCCUUUACUACCGUCAGUGAUAAACUAUCGAGGCAUACUAUCCAGGCGAUCACCGUAUCCCCUCACAAACAUACAAAAAUGUCCCCAGUACAGUCUGCUAUCUUCAAUUUAUUACCUAGUUUAGUAGACAAUCAUUCAAAAGACAGAAAGGAUCUCUUCGUCAAAUCAAAGACCGGUACAGGUAAAACAAUGGCCUUCUUAGUACCGGCGAUUGAAGCACGUGUGAAAGCAAUCAAAGAAGCAGGCGAUGCAGCUGGCGACAAUGAAAAGGCUAAAUUAAAAGCCAGCAAAGUCUUUGCGAACAGUUCAGUCGGUGCCGUUAUCGUCAGUCCAACAAGAGAAUUAGCUACUCAGAUAGCAAACGAAGCUAUCAAGCUUUGCACUCAUCACAAGGGUUUCCAAGUUAGACUUUUUGUUGGUGGUGCAAACAAAGGAAGACAACUUUCUGAAUUCAAGAAUGGCAGAGCAGAUAUCGUCGUCACCACUCCAGGGCGUAUGAAUGAUGUUCUCCAAACAAGCCCAAUGGUCAGAGAGGCAUUAAGCACCUCCCCAAUGCUUAUCCUCGAUGAAGCCGACACUCUUUUGGAAAUGGGCUUUAAAGACGAGCUCAACGCCAUUAUUGAUCAUUUGCCAAGUCAUCCAACACGUCAAUCAAUUUUAUUGUCAGCUACUCUCUCUCCAGCUAUUAGAACAGUUGCAAAAUCUAUUCUAAAGUCAGACCACUUGUAUAUAGACACCGUACCGGAAGGAGAGAGCAACUCACACGCAAAGAUUCCCCAAUACUACUCUGCGUUACCUAAUCCAAGUCAUCAGUUACCACACUUACUCAGAUUGAUAGCCCACGAUCAGUUGACAAAUCCUAAGUCAAAGAUCAUGAUCUUCUGCCCAACCACUAAAAUGACUAUGCUUUAUUCAACGAUUUUCAGAGCGUUAUCAAAGGAAUUACCAACUAAAGCCAACGUUUUUGAAAUUCAUAGCAAGAGAACUAUGGAACAACGUAGCAGAGCAUCAGAAUUAUUCAGAAAAGAUAAAACAGAUAGUAGUUUACUCGUAACUUCUGAUGUCAGUGCAAGAGGUGUCGAUUACCCUAACGUCACCCGUGUUAUUCAAAUAGGUAUACCACCAUCAGCAGACCAAUAUGUUCACCGUAUUGGUAGAACUGGUAGAGGAGACAACAACGCCGGUAGAGCCGAUUUCAUUAUGGACUACUACGAAUUACCUUUCUUAACUUGGCAACUCAAUCAACACAACAUAAUUGAUAACCCCGCCAAAGAGUUUGUAAAAGAAGUUACCCAAUUGGCUGAGAGCAGUGGAAAACAAGGCGCUCUUGAUAAAGUCAAUAAUAUUGAAAACGCAGUAAGCGAUCUCAUUUCACAAGUUGAUGAAUUAGCAGUUAGAGAAACUUUCGCAAGCCUUCUCGGUUAUUACAUGCCAAAAGCUGGUGUUUUGCGCACCACUAAAGGUGUUGUCAUCGAAGGUCUCAAAUCCUGGACUACUGAUGCUAUGGGUCUGGAAAAGCCUCCUUACAUUUCUGACCUCUUUUUAAAAAAGCUCGGUCUGACAGACAACCGUACACAGAAAUUCGGAAAUAGAGAUAGAUAUACCGGUUCUGAUUCCAAAGAGUAUUAUAGCGUAGCACAAAAAAAUGGUGGAAAAGACAGAGGUUUACGUUACAAUAUUGACGGUAAACAGAAGUUCAGAGGUCCAGAUAAGGGUACACUGAGAAGUGAAUGGGACAAGCGUGGUCUGUACGGUAAUAGAGGACAAGGAAGGCCACCAUCUGAACGCAACAAGCCAGAGUUGAACGCUAAUGAAUUCAGAGGUGCACCAUCCUUUUCAACAAGAAAUAUCGGCAGUCGCAGCAAUUUUGAUAGGCCUAACCGUAGCUUCGACAAACCUAGAGGCAGAAGACAAUACAUGACUAGUGCACACCCAACCAGAGCAAUCUACAAGCCAAAUGAGAGAGAGGAUUCUCAAAAACCAAAAGUGAGAAAUACCAUACCAAGAGCGCGAGUAGAAUCUCAUUACCGAUUAGUAGAAAAAGCUCACUAGGAGACGUAGGAGAGAAGUUCGCGAUUUCAACACUCGUCGGAAAGUAAUCCAAGACUCCAUGCAAAAAUAGACAAAAAAUGGAACAAUAUCCUUUUAUAGAUUUCAGCACUCACAACUCCUUAGAUAUAUUAUCAUCAUUGCAUGUGUAACUAUUUAUCAGUUUUUAACUUAUUAGAUGCAUUACAGUUUUACAAU
Wallemia mellicola CBS 633.66 is the source of this 2430-nucleotide messenger RNA. RefSeq names its product DEAD-domain-containing protein. NCBI's taxonomy places the organism in Eukaryota, Fungi, Basidiomycota, Wallemiomycetes, Wallemiales, Wallemiaceae. Gene Ontology annotation, molecular function: ATP binding; nucleic acid binding. The transcript has 2 exons. Gene Ontology annotation, cellular component: mitochondrion. The coding region runs from base 1 to 2235 and encodes 744 amino acids. The record is from RefSeq and is a predicted model, not a curated record.